GUCCCUCGGACCCUGGACCUCCCGGCCCCUCUCCCCACCCGCCCCGAUCGCCUCGCCUUCCUCUGCCCCCGAAGGAAAAGGGAGACGGGGACCCAGAUCCACCCCCAGCCCCACCCCCUGCACCCCAACUUCGGAGUUUGGACCCUCUGCCGGCGGUGGAGCAAAGAAGAUCGGGCUUAGGUGCUUAGCUCCUUUCUCAGGCCUCUCUGCUAUCAUGGGUAGCAAGACUUUGCCGGCCCCGGUUCCCAUCCACCCUUCCCUGCAGCUCACCAACUAUUCCUUCCUGCAAGCUUUCAAUGGCCUGCCCACAGUGCCUUCGGAUCACCUGCCUAAUCUCUAUGGCUUCAGUGCUCUUCAUGCCGUCCACCUUCAUCAAUGGACCCUGGGCUAUCCAGCCAUGCACCUGCCACGCUCCUCCUUCUCCAAAGUGCCUGGGGUCACCAGCCUGGUGGAUGCCCGAUUUCAGUUGCCGGCCUUCCCUCUGUUCCCACAUGUCAUCCACCCCAAGCAUGAAGCUGUGACUGUGCCCCUCAAGGCCAAGCCCAGAUUCGAUUUUGCCAACCUUGCUGUGGCAGCUACCCAAGAGGACCAUGCGAAACGGGGACAGAUGGAGAGCCAAGGCUCCCCUCCUGGCCUAGGCUCCUUGCUUGAGGUCACCAAACUUUCACCGGAGAAAAAACCCACUCGCGGCAGAUUACCUUCCAAAACAAAGAAGGAAUUUGUCUGUAAAUUCUGUGGCAGGCACUUCACCAAAUCCUACAACCUUUUGAUCCAUGAAAGAACCCACACAGAUGAGAGGCCAUACACAUGUGACAUUUGCCACAAGGCCUUCAGAAGACAAGAUCAUUUGAGGGAUCACAGAUAUAUCCACUCCAAAGAAAAGCCUUUUAAGUGUCAAGAAUGUGGGAAAGGGUUUUGCCAGUCCAGGACUCUAGCUGUUCACAAGACACUGCACACACAAGUAAAGGAACUGAAACCUUCCAAGAUGAAGUGCUAAAGCUUCUUCUAGCCUCCAUGAACUUAACUCUCCACCAAAUUCUAUAUUUUAGACCAAAUUCUUGACAAUGGGGAACACUAAACAUGAUUAAUUUAAGGGUUUUUUUUAAAGAAAAGGAAAAAAAACCCCACCAGCUCUCUUUACACCCAAAUGCAGCUUUAUUUGAAACCUGAGUGCUUCAGAGUGUAACUCUUGCAUGACCCGUCAAAAGGUGGUGCUCAAGCUUUGAAGAGGAAUCUUCACGUUGAGAUGCAAAACAACACCGAAAGUAGCUUCCUGAAGCUUUUGCUUUUUUUUUAAAAAAAGUAAUUUUAUCCUUUUUGUGUGUGACUGUUUGAAAACUGAGAAUUCAUCUGCUUCAGAAGAGGAAACCAUGAAAGUAACUGGCUUCAGGUUUUCAGGCACGGAUGUUGUGAAGGGAAGGAAAACCACGAUAAACUGAGUUUGAAUCAUUCGAAAUGACCUCCAUUGCCCCAUCUGUAAGAGAUCCUGCUGUACCCAUACAUAUUUGAACAUCUUAUCUGAUCAGUGGGUCUCUUCUCCCACAUAUUCUGGGCGGUGGGGGGGUUCUACUUGUUUGUUUGUGGUUUAGUGCCUUGGGAACUCAUUUGUAAUUUGUGGAUUUAUUUAAACAAAACAAAAUCAAAAGCCACCCAAGGUGGAAACAUUGGAGACAAUAAACCAAAGUGACUGCUGCACACAGUGGGGUGGAGGAACUGAGAGGUACUUUCAAGUUAGUAGCAUGAGUUUGGAACAGGAGCGAAUGGAUUUGUGGGGUUGGGGUUGACAAAUCUCAUCCUGAGAGUUUUAUCUGAAGUCGUUUUUUUUUUUUUGUUUCUUUUGGACACAGUGUAAAAAAAAAUUGAGACAUUCCAAUAUGUUUUUGGUUAAAAUUAUUGCUAUUUGGCACUUUAUGCUGAUUCUUGAUAAUGAACAUUUAUCACUGGAUUUAUUUGGUGUUUUUUAAGUAUUAAAAUAAAUUGGUAUU
Messenger RNA from Sceloporus undulatus (fence lizard), 1985 nucleotides. It is a transcript of the gene OSR1, whose product is annotated as odd-skipped related transcription factor 1. Gene Ontology annotation, cellular component: nucleus. The transcript is spliced from 3 exons. Gene Ontology annotation, biological process: urogenital system development; regulation of transcription by RNA polymerase II; embryo development. Lineage: Eukaryota; Metazoa; Chordata; Lepidosauria; Squamata; Phrynosomatidae. Gene Ontology annotation, molecular function: DNA-binding transcription factor activity, RNA polymerase II-specific; RNA polymerase II transcription regulatory region sequence-specific DNA binding. Bases 215 to 997 code for a protein of 260 amino acids. The record is from RefSeq and is a predicted model, not a curated record.